Messenger RNA from Ochotona princeps (American pika), 297 nucleotides. It is a transcript of the gene SPINK14, whose product is annotated as serine peptidase inhibitor Kazal type 14 (putative). The record is from RefSeq and is a predicted model, not a curated record. Gene Ontology annotation, molecular function: protein binding. The coding region runs from base 1 to 297 and encodes 98 amino acids. NCBI's taxonomy places the organism in Eukaryota, Metazoa, Chordata, Mammalia, Lagomorpha, Ochotonidae. The transcript has 4 exons.
AUGGCCCAAUGCUUCUCACUACUCUCCUUGCUGUUGCUCUUUAUCCUGACACGUUGGGUGUUAACUUCUGUUUCAGCACGUCGACACUGGUGGCCACCACACGGACCUGUUAAGGUGAAAUGUCCGUAUCAGAAAGUAGACUUGAGUUGGUUCAAGGCAACAGUGAACCCCUGCCCUGGCUUGCAACAACCCAUCUGUGGAACUAAUUUUGUGACCUAUGAAAAUCCAUGCAUCUUGUGUGUUGAGAGCUUGAAAUCUAACGGAAGGAUUAAGUUCUACCAUGAUGGAAGAUGCUAG